CUUACCAAAAGAAACAGAAGAAAACAAAACCAGCUCUGGUUUUUUGCCACAAGCCCACCUUUUAAAAUAAAAAAAAUCCCCUAUAUAGGGAGCACCUCAAGAUCAUCUUCUCCAUCAAUACACUCAAACAUUCACGUUCACUACUGAGAAGUUGAAAGCUUCAAAGAAAGGUCAGUAAAGAAGAGAAAAGAAAUCAUAAUCGUGAUGAGUUCAUCAAGUGCAAGCAAGGCUAUUGUGGCAGCAAGUGUUGGAAUUGUGGAGGCAUUGAAGGACCAAGGGAUAUGCAGAUGGAACUCUCCUUUAAGAUCUGUGCACCAGCAAGCCAAAACCCAACUCAGGUCAUUUUCUCAGGCCAACAACAAGCUCUCAUCUUCUUCUGCUUCAGCUGCUUUCAGUAAAGUCAGAGAUGAGAAGCUGAAGAAAUCAGAGGAGUCUUUGAGGACAGUCAUGUACUUGAGCUGCUGGGGUCCCAACUAAUUCAAUCAGCAGAGAGACAGAGAGCAAAAAGAUCAGAAUUUUGUGCAAGAGGUUGCUGAAAUGGAGCUUGGGCAUGAACACAAGCAUGAAACAAGAUGACACGACCCAUGAAAGGGCUCCUUGAGUUUUAUAUAUAUCAAAUGAUCAGGAUAUAUAAACUUGUUGGGUUACAUACUACUGGCAAAGGCAAUCGUUGUAAAUGGCAGACAAUUCAUUCAUGUCUGCUUGCUUGCUUGGGGCAAGUUGAUGUAAAUUACCAUAUAAUGCAAAAGCACACAUAUUUCUGAGCAAUUGAUGCCUUGAUCA
This is a messenger RNA of Prunus dulcis (almond), 783 nucleotides long. RefSeq lists its product as uncharacterized. The transcript has a single exon. The record is from RefSeq and is a predicted model, not a curated record. Lineage: Eukaryota; Viridiplantae; Streptophyta; Magnoliopsida; Rosales; Rosaceae. Bases 205 to 477 code for a protein of 90 amino acids.